Messenger RNA from Amorphotheca resinae ATCC 22711, 1897 nucleotides. RefSeq lists its product as hypothetical. The coding region runs from base 59 to 1648 and encodes 529 amino acids. The record is from RefSeq and is a predicted model, not a curated record. The transcript has a single exon. Gene Ontology annotation, molecular function: heme binding; monooxygenase activity; iron ion binding. NCBI's taxonomy places the organism in Eukaryota, Fungi, Ascomycota, Leotiomycetes, Helotiales, Amorphothecaceae.
UCCGAAAUGAUUUUCGAUUCCCGUCAAGAAUCUGCUUGCGCUACGAUGAGACUUCACCAUGUCGCUCUUUUCAAUCCUGAGCUCGUGGUAUCUUUUGGCUGGCAUUGCACUCGUUCCACUCUUGAUCCUGAUCAAUGAUAUCUGGAAAUGGUGGCGCAUGCCACCUGGUCCAACACCUCUCCCAUUCUUUGGAAACAAGCUACCAACUUCGAAGCCCUGGAUACAGUUCCAAGAAUGGUCAAAGAGAUACGGUCCGAUCUUCACGAUAUGGGUCGGCCGAAGACCAACUCUAGUCAUUUCGGACCCGGACAUCGCCGUCGAUUUGAUGGAGAAGAGAAGCAACAAAUACUCAUCCCGACCUAGAUUCGUGGUCAUGGGAGAGAUGCACUCAUCGAACUCUGUCCUAGUGCAACCCUAUGGAAAGGAAUGGUCUCUGAGACGGAAACUCUUGCAUCGUGCUCUGACUCCAGCUGCGCUCCGGACGUAUAUGGCGCGUCAGGAGGCCGAAUCAACUCGAUUGGCAUUCAAGGUCAUGCGCGAUCCUGACAACUGGGAAAGGCAGUUCGACCGAUUCACAGCAAGCGUGGUCUUUUCGAUCGCCUACGGCCAUCGGAUCGACUCCAUGGACUCCCCAAUUAUCAGACAACGGCUGAAUUUCAUGCAAUUCGUGGCCUCUCUGAACGUUCCAGGCGCAUACCUAGCUGAGUCUUUCCCAAUCCUGAAGCACGUACCGACAUUCCUAGCUCCUUGGAAGAGAGAGAUUCUCAGCAUGGCAGCCGCGGAAGCAGCUGCCAACAUGGAGCUCGUUGAGGACGUGACCAGAGAUCUCCGGGUCGGGAGGGAGAAAGGGUACGAAAUUGCCCCUUCCCUCACGCAAACUCUGCUGGAGGUUCGGGACACCGAAGGGAUCCCACUCCCUGACAAAGACUUCUCGUUCGUGCCUGCGUCCUUGUUCGGUGCUGGAUCCGAUACCACAGCGUCCACGAUGUGCUCCGCCAUGCUAGCAUUCGUCACGCACCCCACCAUCCUCCAGACCGCGCACGCCGAACUCGAUGCCGUCGUGGGCUUCGACAGGACUCCCAGAUUUGAAGACGAGCCACAUCUACCCUACAUCCGCGCGCUCGUCAAAGAAGUGCUCCGAUGGAGACCCGUGGCGGUCCUCGGAGGAACGCCCCACGCAUCAUCAGAAGACGACAUCUACCAGGGCUGGCGAAUCCCCACCGGGACCACCAUCCUUGGAAACUCCUGGGCGAUUAACCUCAACGAGGAAUACUACCCCGAUCCCCAUCUGUUCAACCCUGCUCGGUUCCUAGACCCGGACGACCCGCGCUACGUCCCCGAGCUGAGGGGUCGGAAAACCCAUCCGGCAAAAGCAGGACACUCCUCGUUCGGAUGGGGCAGGAGAAUAUGUCCUGGUGCGGAUCUCGCCGCGAACUCGCUCUUCAUCGCGCUCUCGAAGCUGAUCUGGUCGUUUGAUAUCUUGCCGACCAGGACAUAUGAUACUUUCGAUUACACGAACGGGUUCAAUAUCCGUCCUCAGCCGUUCCAAUGUCUGAUUCGCGUCAGGAGUGACGUCCAUCGGAGGGUCCUGGAGAGGGAAAUGAUAGAUGCGGAGAUAGAGAUGGAGAAGUUUCCGGCGUACGAAUGAUGGGGUUUUCGCUUGGCAGUCGCUAAAUGGCAACGGUAGUCUUCUUAGAGGACCUCGAAGCUUUAACCAUUCACUUCUUCACACACUUCUUGAAACGUCAACGGUAUAAGAUGAAUCGCGGAUGCUCAAACGCUGGAAGCGCAAUAGAGAGCAAAGAAAAAGGUCCGUAUAUCUAGAUAUUCGGCCUCCUCCGGAAGUCCGGAAUCUACACCGAACAGAUCCGGUGCUUUUGUUGAACCUUCAAUCAUG